CCCUGUGGCUCUAUAUCCUAGGGUUUUGCAACCCCCAACUUCAUUUCCUUCGUUUUUCAUUUUGCUAAUCGGCGGUGUUUCAAUAGUCGGUGGUAACGUGGCAAUGGCAUCGAAUAUGUUUGUGGUUCCUCAGACGAGAGGUACCGUCUUGUGUUGCAAAUGCGGUAUUUCGAUGGCACCAAAUCCCGCCAACAUGUGCGUGACUUGUUUGAGGUCCGAAGUCGACAUCACAGAAGGUUUACGGAAGCAUGUGACCAUUAUGCAUUGUCCCGAGUGUGAUAGCUACUUGCAGCCCCCUAGAACUUGGAUAAAAGCUCAGCUAGAAUCGAAGGAGCUCUUGACAUUUUGUGUGAAACGGUUGGAAACCGAUUUGAAAAAAGUUAGGCUAGUAAAUGCUGAAUUCAUUUGGACAGAACCACAUUCGAAGAGACUCAAGGUCAAGCUGAAAGUUCAGAAGGAGGUUCUCAACGGGGCUAUUCUGGAGCAGUCUUACGUCGUUGAGUAUGUUCAGCAAGAUCACAUGUGUGAAUCUUGUACGAGGAUUCAGGCCAACCCUGAUCAGUGGGUGGCUUCUGUGCAGAUCAGACAGCGUGUUACACACAGGCGGACUUUCUUUUAUCUAGAGCAGCUGAUCCUGAAACAUGAUGCUGCUGUCCAUGCCAUUAAGAUCAAGCAAAUGGAUCAGGGUAUCGAUUUGUUCUUCGCUAACAGGAGUCAUGCUGUGAAGUUUGUGGAAUUUUUAGGUAAAGUUGCUCCGACAAGGAGCAGACAUGACAAACAGCUUGUGUCCCAUGAUUCUAAGAGUAAUAACUACAAUUAUAAGUAUACGUUCUCGGUUGAAAUAUCCCCCAUUUGCCGUGAGGAUCUGAUUUGUUUGCCUCCGAAAGUGGCUGCUAGUUUGGGUAAUCUCGGUCCACUUGUGAUCUGCACAAAAGUGACAAACAACAUUACGCUGUUGGAUCCUCUUACUCUGAGGCAGUGUUUCUUGGACACAGAACAGUAUUGGAGGCACUCGUUUAAGUCUCUACUUGGUAGCAGGCAGCUGGUGGAAUAUGAUAUCUUUAAUAUCGAAGUUGUAUCUCCUGAAUACAAUCUCGGGGGAUCCAAAUAUGUGAUUGCAGAUGCUGAGGUAGCUCGUGUAAGUGAUUACGGAAAGUUGUUUUACAUAAGGACACAUCUAGGCCAUCUUCUAAAGCCUGGAGACCGCGCUCUCGGCUACGACCUUUAUGGGGCCAACAGUAACAAUAUCGAACUCGAUAAGUAUAAAGGACUGGUCCUUCCCGAGGCAAUUUUGAUAAAGAAGAGCUAUGAAGAAAAACGCCAGAAGAAACGCGGGAAACCUCGUCCGUGGAAGCUCAAGUCCCUUGAGAUGGAAGUUGAUGAAUUUAGAGGUAGAGGAAACGAACAGAAGGUGGAGUCGGAUUACGAAGAGUUCUUGAGAGAUCUGGAAGAGAACCCGGAAUUAAGGUUCAACUUAUCGCUGUACCGCAACAGGGAAUACCAGCUGUCGGAAAUGGUGUCCGUGUCGGAUGGGGAUGACGCUCCUUCCGUCCCGUUGGAAGAGCUGCUCGCCGAUCUCGAGUUGAGUGAACAAGAAGAUGGUGAAGAUGGCAUGAGAGAAUGAAUCUAAUGCUGUAAGUCUCGUAUAUUCCUUUUUGUGAGUCUUGUCU
Messenger RNA from Hibiscus syriacus, 1670 nucleotides. RefSeq names its product 60S ribosomal export protein NMD3-like. The record is from RefSeq and is a predicted model, not a curated record. The transcript has 2 exons. Lineage: Eukaryota; Viridiplantae; Streptophyta; Magnoliopsida; Malvales; Malvaceae. Gene Ontology annotation, molecular function: ribosomal large subunit binding. The coding region runs from base 104 to 1624 and encodes 506 amino acids. Gene Ontology annotation, cellular component: nucleus; cytoplasm. Gene Ontology annotation, biological process: ribosomal large subunit export from nucleus.